Arabis nemorensis is the source of this 2454-nucleotide messenger RNA. The record is from the annotation of a GenBank genome assembly. Lineage: Eukaryota; Viridiplantae; Streptophyta; Magnoliopsida; Brassicales; Brassicaceae.
AUGGAUCCCUCAAUUUUCAAGCUUCUCGAAGAAGACGAGGAUGAAUCGAUGCAUUCCGGAGCUGACGUCGACGCGUUCCAGGCCGCUCUCAAUCGGGAUAUUGAAGGUUCUAUGACAAUUUCACCGCCACUCGGGACGAACCCUGGAAACAACGAGUCUCCCAGCCAGCAGUUUGCAACAUGGAAGAAUGGUCUUGGAGAUGCUAACAUCAAUCUCCAGACGCAACACAGCCUUGAAAGUACUCAGAUGAAGGAGCAACAAGGAUCAGCUUUAGACAGUCAACACCAACACGAUCUAAAGCGCACAAAUGAAUCUCAUUUACAACACAGCCAGCCUCAAGACCUUCAUCGAGCAGGUCAACUCUGGGAGAAUCCUUCACAGGCCUCCCAAACAACUGGGUUGCAGAUGUCUGAAAAGACUCCCAGUGGUAAUGAAUUAGAAAGAUCGCACAAUCAAGAGAAUGAAUCUCAGUAUGCAAAACUGCAAAAGAUGAGUAGUCAACAGGCUCGGGGAGUGGAACAGCCUGUUAACCCUAUGAACCGCAACCUUAAGCAAGUACCAUUUGCUGCUUUGCUUCCUGCUUUAGUGUCCCAACUUGAUCCAGAUAGAGCAAUGCAGCUCCGUAACUUAUAUGCUAGACUUAAGAAAAAUGAAAUUCCCAAAGAGGGGUUCACACGACAUAUGAAGGAUAUUGUUGGUGAUCAGAUGCUCAGGUUGGCAGUUAGUAAACUACAGCAGAUUAACUAUAACCAGGUAAAAAUGGGAAUUCAAGCUCCUUCUACUGAAAUCAGUAAUCAAAAAUCCCAGUCUGAUCCUCGUGCAGUCCACCUUAACCAACUGCCUUCCUCGACAUCAGGCACCUUAGGGAGUUCAGUUCAUGUGCAGGGACUUACCAAACAUCCGCAGCACCAGAUGCAGCUUCCAUCAACUUCUUUUCCUAUGUAUACUGGCUCUGGUAAUUUUCACUCAUACCCGGGGCCAACCACCAAUGCUUCUGGUUCCUCUUUGAGACCACUCGCUCAUGACUCCCAUAUGAGACAUGUGGCACAUAACCAGACUAUGGGAUCAACAGGUCUUGGAGGACCGCCGCAGUCUACCACAAACAUGAUGACUAUGCCCAAGUUUGAGAGGCCAACUUCUGUAAAUGAUCCUAAUAGGGUUCAAGGUGGCACUACAUCACACUUCCAGAACAGCUCCUCAUUGCAUUUAAAUUCUGUACCUGGUCAAGGAUCAUCAGUGUCCCAUGUGAAGCAGGAAUCAGUUGAACAAAGUGUUGAACAUAAUAAUGCAGCCAUAGGGACUUCAAACGAGGGAUUAGAGAAGGAGUCCUCUAGAAUGGUUUUAUCCACACCUAGUAACGUGGCACAUGCAAGCUCUGUUUCUCCUUCCAUGACAAACCAACUUGACACUAGCACAGAAAUGAAUUCUCGUGGCUCAUCGGGUACCUUUCAAGCAGGAGUUAAUGGUAGGACGCCACCUAAAAAGCCUUCUGUUGGUCAGAAGAAACCUCUUGACACAUUAGGUUCUUCACCCCCACCAGCAAGCAAGAAGCAAAAAGUAGCGGGAAAUUCUUCGGAUCAAAGUAUUGAACAGCUCAAUGAUGUUACUGCAGUCAGUGGUGUUAAUCUCAGGGAAGAGGAAGAACAAUUAUUCUCUGGGGGUAAGGAGGAUGGUCGUGUUUCUGAAGCAUCCCGGAGAAUUGUGCACGAAGAGGAAGAAAGAUUGAUCUUACAGAAAAGUCCGCUGCAGAAAAAACUAGCGGAAAUUAUGGCGAAAGUUGGGUUAAAGCAUAUAAGCAAUGAUGUCGAACGGUGCUUGUCUUUGUGUGUGGAGGAAAGGAUGCGAGGACUGCUUUCUCAUAUAAUUCGAUUGUCAAAGCAGCGGGUUGAUACCGAGAAAUCUAGACACCGAACCUUUAUCACGUCAGAUAUUCGGCUACAAAUCAAUGAAAUGAAUCAGAAAGUGAAAGAGGAAUGGGAGAAGAAACAGGCUGAAGCAGAAAAGCUGAAGAAACCGAGUGAGAGUGAAGAAGGUGAUGGAGUUGAUAGUGAGAAAGAGAAAGAAGAUAACCGUUCAAAGGGUGUGAAGGGAAACAAAGAGGAUGACGACAAAAUGAGAACCACAGCUGCAAAUGUUGCUGCUCGUGCUGCUGUUGGAGGAGAUGAUGCGUUUUUAAAAUGGCAAUUAAUGGCAGAAGCUCGUCAGAAAUCUGUAAGUGAAGCUGGUAAAGAUGGGAACCAGAAAGCUACGUCAGGUGGAGGAAGAAACUCCAAGGACAGGCAAGAUGGUGGACGACGGUUUUCUGGAACUGGUGGUAGAAGACUAGGAAAGAACCAAGGUUCGUCGAAUCAGCCAAAAGAGGUGAGGACAAUCUCUGCGAAAGAUGUGAUCGCUGUCCUGGAAAGAGAGCCGCAAAUGUCCAAAUCCACUCUCAUGUAUCGAUUAAUUCAAUAG